AAGGAUCCCUACAUGAUCAGGAUACCUAUCUUGGCCUCCGUCGUCAUCUAUUUGCCUUCUAUCUCCCUCUCAUUGAUCCUCCAAGUCCCUAACGAUUCCCUCUUGUUCACUGCAGCUCAGCCCUCGCCCCUUCCCCCCGGGGCUUUGUCCUAGUUCACCCCCAUCUCCCCAUCUCCCCAUCAUCUUCUCAUAGUUCUACAGCAGUACAGCUCGGCCAGGCAUCGUCAUGCCCUCGUCGAAGCCUCUCAAAGUCAAACCCUCCGAGGUGGCGGCCGACACCAAAAGAAAGCUCAUCCCAGAAGUCAACAACCGAUACCGUAAUAGAUGGCCACCUUACUCGUUCCUCUUCGCCCAGCCGCUCAACGACGUCCCGCUUCCUCGCGGCCCACACAUCCAUCCCGAGCUUCCCAAGUUUUACGUAUACCUCGGUGAUCCCGUGAACAUUGCCAUCAGUUGGGCGGAGAGCUUGGGCACACCCGUGCCGUUCAUCUGUGCAGCGAAUGAAAAACGCCCGGGUGGCGACUGGGAAACGGGAGUUGUUGGUUACGAGGAGAGAUUGUGUCGCAGGAGUAAUUUGUCCGCGACGUUGAGCAACCCCGACCCGAGCUCCUAUCACCAGUCCAACUACCCCAUUCCCAUCGAAGGCGCGAUUUACUCUCCCCAUGUUGUUCGUUUUCGCCAGCACCAGGAUCGAAUCGAGUCACUUGACGUUAAAGACUGGAAAUCCUUGCCCGUAAUUUCGGCGCCGCCAGCUCGCUGGCCCAAGCUAACAGACAUGGGCCGGAAAUACUCGUUUGCCGAAGAGCGUCAACUCGUCAAGAACAAGAUGCGCGCCGCCUUGCGGGUCUGCGCCUACCAGCAAUUCCGCUACGUGGUGAUCGGAGACUUUGGCCUGGGGAACGGCUACCGAAACCCUCCCAGAGAGCUGGCCGAGCUCUGGAGGGAAGUGUUCCUCUGGGACACGGAUCUGCGAGGUCAGUUCCUGGCCAUCGUUUUCGUGUUCGAGGACGAGAGGCAGAGCACGAUCAAAUUCAUUCUCGACGACAUGGCCAAGAAGAGCAAAUCCGGAUCCAGGAGCCGGUCUCUGAGCGGCGCCUCGAUGCCGUCCCCUGCCGGUGCGAGCAGCAGCAGCAGCAGCAGCAGCAACAACACGAGACACAAGAGCGACUUCGAGAUCUUCUACGAGGUUUUCGACGAGAUGGAAAUCGCGAGAGUGCGUAACCAGAUUGAUCCGCGGUAUGGAUUUGCCACCAUUAUGGGGCAUGAUUGAUCUAGAUUCCCGGAUCAAGCAUGUCUCGAAUGUUUGCUUCUUCUUGGCCGGUGUAUUACAACGAGGUCUCAACUUGCCGGGACGGCUAGACAGGGGACGAGGGUUCCCCGGACCCAAACCACAUACCACAUC
Sodiomyces alkalinus F11 is the source of this 1402-nucleotide messenger RNA. RefSeq lists its product as hypothetical. The coding region runs from base 227 to 1270 and encodes 347 amino acids. The record is from RefSeq and is a predicted model, not a curated record. NCBI's taxonomy places the organism in Eukaryota, Fungi, Ascomycota, Sordariomycetes, Glomerellales, Plectosphaerellaceae. The transcript is spliced from 4 exons.